UUCAUUUCAUUUUUACAUCCCUUUGACCAUUACUACUUCCCAUCUCUCUCUCUCUCCCUGUCUGUGGUACUGCAACGGUGUAGUCUACCAAUGCUAUAUUUCUCUUUCAUUACAACACUUUGACCAUUUUGCUUCCCAACGCCCUCUCUCUCUCUCUCUCUCUCUCUCUCUCUCCGCGCCAUUAGAAGAACAAAAACCACUCCCAGAAGUGGGUGUCCAAAGGCCAAAGGGUAUGCGACUAUAUUUGCUUCAACCCGACACUGUUCGUUGAAAAUGGUGAUGGAAGCAGUCCUAGAAGACAUGGGCGAAGGCACCAUGCAGUGCUUAGACCACCCUUACAAGAACCACACACCCCCGGGCGGGAUCUGCGCCUUCUGCCUCCAAGAAAAGCUCGGCAAGCUCGUCUCCUCGUCCUUCCCGGUCGCCAUCUUCCCUUCCGCCUCCUCCUCCCCCUCCCCUUCCUUCAGAUCAGACUCCACCCUCUCCGUCCGACAUAAUACCCAGAACGACCCUCACUACCAUCACAACUCCAGGCGGCCGUCUCGGAUACCCUUCUUCGCUUCUUCCGGCCAGAAGAAGGAUAACAACAACAACAUUAUCCGAAGCGUCGACCCUGUUGUUUUCAAGCGAAGCAAGUCCACAUCCACCGGCGGUGGUGGCGGGAUGCAUUUCAUGGACUCGUACAGUGAAUUUAACAGCCCGAGGAAACGGGGUUUCUGGUCGUUUCUACGCCAUCAUAAUACUAGUAGUAACAAGACGAGCAAAGAGAUUUGCUACGGUACUCCAUCCACGUCAACCAUGAGGGGCUUUCCUCAGAGGUCGCAGAGGAUAGAGGAGGAAACGGCAGCGGAGGAAUCUUCUAUUGAUAGUCCGAAUCACGCCAGGGUCUCCAGAUCCAGAUCCGUCGGCUGCGGGAGCCGGAGCUUUUCCGGCGACUUCUUCGAGCGGAUCUCGACCGGGUUCGGCGACUGCACACUCCGGCGAGUCGAGUCUCAGAGGGAAGGCAAGCCCAGGGCCACCCCCGGGCGCCGCGGCGGAGGAGGGCAGGACUGCAUCAAGGAGAGAGUGAAGUGUGGUGGGAUAUUUAGUGGGUUCAUGAUUGCGUCCUCGUCUUCUUCUUCCUCUUCAUCUUCUUACUGGGUUUCAUCUUCCUCUGCCGAGGCGGCAGCGGCGGCGGCGGCGACACCGGGGGCGGCGGCGGGGCAUCUGUCUCAUGGGAGGAGUAAGAGUUGGGGUUGGGCUUUUGCGAGUCCAAUUAGGGGGUUCAAGCCUCCUUUGAAGAGAGAGGGUUCUAAUAAGAAUGCUGCUACUGCUACGCCUAACCUUAAUGCCAUUCCUUCACUCUUGACUGUGGGAAGCUGAAUGAAGCCAAAGUUUGGCUAAUUAGGUUUAUAGUGCUCAUUACCCCUCUCUCUCUCUCUCUCUCCAUACUUGUUUGUUAUGAUUGUCUAUGUAUCCACUAGCGUUUGGUAAGGUGUUCUUUGAAAAGUUUGUAUUAUUCUUGUGAAUUGGUGUGGCUGAAUCUUGGAGUCCAAUGCCCCCAAGUGGGGUUUUCAAUUGUUGGAUGAAGAUCUUGUCUAAAGCUAUGCUUGUCUCUCCCUUGUUUAAAAAGAGGGGAAAGUUGUGAAAAAGUCACUUAUGGGUCUUGUAAAACUUGGUUCAUAGAAAUUGUUUGCUGGCAUUGAAUUGUAGCUUUUGUUGUUCUUUGUAACU
Rhododendron vialii is the source of this 1713-nucleotide messenger RNA. RefSeq lists its product as uncharacterized. The record is from RefSeq and is a predicted model, not a curated record. Bases 274 to 1362 code for a protein of 362 amino acids. The transcript has a single exon. NCBI's taxonomy places the organism in Eukaryota, Viridiplantae, Streptophyta, Magnoliopsida, Ericales, Ericaceae.